AUGUCACGCAAAGACGAGUCCAAGGCCAAGGAUGCCAUUGUGACCGUCAACAUUGACGACUUUACUCGUACUCGCGACUCGCCCACAGCGGCACCCCUACCACACGCUAUCCCCAGCCCCGACAUUGCCAGUAGCCUGCAACACGCCGCUCUGGAAAUCCACAGGGCCAGCGCCGGCAUCCUCUCACUGGGCGACCAUUCAACUCAACAGGAAAAACAACUAAUAUACUCGCAGGUCAUUGUCAAUCUCGCUGCUUUGCAGGCGGCCAUCUCUGAUUUGUCGCGCGCCUACAUUAACCAUGCAAACACUAUCCUAAGAGGUGGUCCCGUCAACCUCGAGACCAGCCUAGGCUCUGGUCUUGCUGGUGGUUUCGCCACCAGCUUGCUUGAGAGUAGUCUCUUGGGUGGCGCCUUAGGUCAACACGCGCUUGGUCAGGAGGCCAAACUCGAAACUGGCGAGAAGAAGAAGCGCAAGCGUGCUCCUCCCGACCCAAAUGCGCCCAAGCGUGCCUUGACUCCGUACUUUUUGUACAUGCAGCACAACCGUUCGUUGAUUGCCAACGAGCUUGGUCCUGAUGCCAAGCCCAAGGAUGUUGCUGACGAGGGUACCGUCCGUUGGGCCAACAUGUCUAAUGAAGAGAAGGAGGUCUGGAAGAAUCUUUAUAAUGACAAUCUUGCCGUCUACCGCGCCAAGAUGAAGGCUUACAAGGCUCAUAAGGCCGGUCUCCCCGUCCCGGAGGAUGACAACGCCAAAGCCGACAGCCAACUUCAGCAGAGCGUCGCUGCCGAGGUUGAGGCCGAGGAAGACUCCGACUCUGACAGCGAUGAUGAGGACGAAGAAAGCGCCGACGAGCCAGCCAAGGAGCCCACUCCUCCUCCCAGCAACAAGCGCCGUCGUGGUGGUGCCAAAGCCCCUGCCUCGCCUGUUGGCACUAAGAAGGCUUCUCCUGUGAAGAAGGCCGCACAGCCAGUACAGCCAGCACAGCCUACCCCUACMCCCGCCAAGAAGGACGCCCCAUCACGCAAGUCUUUGGGCGCUUCUAGCGAGGGCAAGCGCACCAAGAAGAAGCGCAAGAGCGAAGUCGGUGCGGACGAGUAA
Molecule: messenger RNA, 1098 nt
Organism: Talaromyces amestolkiae
Lineage: Eukaryota; Fungi; Ascomycota; Eurotiomycetes; Eurotiales; Trichocomaceae
Exons: 3
Coding region: 1-1098 (365 amino acids)
Source: RefSeq, a predicted model, not a curated record